Molecule: messenger RNA, 2925 nt
Organism: Tetranychus urticae (two-spotted spider mite)
Lineage: Eukaryota; Metazoa; Arthropoda; Arachnida; Trombidiformes; Tetranychidae
Gene: Sec63
Product: translocation protein Sec63
Biological process (GO): SRP-dependent cotranslational protein targeting to membrane; post-translational protein targeting to endoplasmic reticulum membrane
Cellular component (GO): Sec62/Sec63 complex
Molecular function (GO): RNA binding; transmembrane protein transporter activity
Source: RefSeq, a predicted model, not a curated record
UUGGCAACUGAGAAGCAACUCACACACAAAUAUAACAAUCCGGGCUUCAAUCCGGCUUGAAAUUGAUGGUGUUUCUUUCCCUUUUCUUCUGUUUAUUUUGUAAAUUUACAUUGAUCAAUUUUAAUCGUUACUAGCAGUAAGCAUUUUACUGCGUCUUCUAUACAUCAAUGAUUGUCUUUACUGUAUGUUAAUUUAAAUGUUAUCCAGCAUCAUAAAGACAACAAACAUUAAUAGACACAAAUACACAUCUACCGGGGAUCAGUUUCUUCUUUUGGAUAAAUUUCUAUCAAAUAUCAUCCAAACAACGUUAUUUUUUAUUUAAUUGAGUGAUAUUUAUUCAUAAAAUUACUCUCCAUUAUCAAUUUUUUACCCAAUUAUUGCACGAAGCAUUGUGUUUUGAAUAUCUCAUAUAUUUAUUAAAUUACUUUCUACUUUAAACUAAGUCAUGGCACCUGGAACUGGAUCAAAAUUUCAGUACGAUGAAAGUGGCGGUACCUUUUUCUAUUUCCUUCUCUCAUUUUUGGCUUUAGUUGUUAUCCCUUGCACAUACUACUUAUGGCCUUAUGAGAAAAAGAAAGAUAAAGAUAAAUUGCGAGAUAUAAACGCUUGUCAUUGUGGUCCGUGCGCCAUCAAAUCAAAUUAUCUUGAAUCACGGGAGCCGUGGAAAAAUGUUAAGAAUCAAGCUAUUAAAGCCGUACUCCUUCUUGGUUGGAUAGCGAUGAUUCUCACAGCUUACAAAGUUGUCAAUCUUCAGCACGAUUAUGUUGUUUGGGAUCCAUUUGAGAUACUUGGUAUUGAUCCUAGUUCAUCGACCGCAGAAAUCAAAAAGGCAUAUCGUCGAUUAAGUCUUAUUUAUCAUCCUGACAAAGAAACUGGAGACGAGAAAAAGUUUCUCCUGUUAACAAAAGCAUACGCUGCAUUAACAGAUGAUGAAGCCCGGAAAAAUUGGCAGCUCUAUGGUAACCCGGAUGGACCUGGUGCUACCUCUUUCGGUAUUGCCCUGCCUUCUUGGAUCGUUGAGAAGGAAAAUUCAAUCUUGGUUUUAGGGCUUUAUGCAUUAGUUUUCAUGGUUGCUCUGCCAACCGCUGUAGGUAUAUGGUGGUAUCGGUCCGUUAAAUAUGGAGCAGAUCAAGUACUUUUAGACACCACCUCACUUUAUUAUUAUUUCAUUCAUAAAACUCAUCAGAUGCCAUUGAAAAGAGUAUUAAUGAUUAUCGCUGCCUCCUGUGAAUUCCAUCGUCGGCAGAACAGUGAAAUCAUUGAAAGGCCUAGUGAUAAUCUUGAAGUGAACCAAUUGAUCAAAGAACUGCCGUACAUUAAUGACAACAACCGUGAAAAACCAUUAUUCUUCCCAUACUCAUUGAAGGCUCGAGCAUUACUCCAUGCACAUCUUAGCCGAAUGAAAUUACCUCCAACCACAUUGGAAAUUGAUAAAAUGAUCAUUGUGAAAAAAUGUCCUCUUUUAAUUCAAGAAUUUGUACAAUGUGCUGGACAAUUGACUAUUCUUGCACUUACUGGACGUAUUUCACGUAAACCGCACAAAGAUACUCUUGAAAAUGCUAUGAAGCUGUGCAGAUUGGUAGUGCAAGCUCUUUGGGACAAUAAAAGCCCACUUCUUCAAUUACCCCAUAUCACUGAAGAUAUGUUGAGAUUCUUUAAUACUCGUAAACGUGGAACCAUCCGUAGUAUCCAACAAUUAGCAACCAUGAAAGAAGACGAAAGAAGGUCAUUAUUGCGAAGCCUUACUGAUGAGCAUUAUCAUAAUAUUAUCCAAGUAAUGAGUCGAAUGCCUUUUAUUGAAUUAGAUGUUAAAACAGAAGUUGUGGAUGAUGAAGAUUCCACAACUAUAACUGCUGGAGCUAUUGUUACUGUCACAGUAACUUUAAUAAGGCAUGCAAUUAAAGUGUUAAUUGACAAAAGUCGUGCUGAAGACUAUGAUCCAGAUAAAGCAGAACGAGAAGUGAAUGGAUCCGAAGAUAUCGCUAAUAGUGACUUACACGCUCCAGAAUCUCCUCAAGCUAAAAAGCAAAGUCAAUGGGUUAAGAAUAGGGGUAAGAAAAAGGUUUCCAAACAACAGAAAAAGAAAACAAAACCUCCAAUGAAACCAGCAGCACGUCAGCUUAACGUCCAAUCCAAUAAUAGUGCUGCAGCCGCUGAGAAAAUUCUGAAAGAAUCAAAGCCUGCUUCUAAGCUUCAAGAACGCAAAGAAGCAGGAGAUGUAACUGAGGAAGAGAUUUCUCAAAGUGGUGAAGAAACAGAUGUCUCUAAAAGUGACGUUGAACCAAUAACAAAGAAUGAAGUUAAAACAGCCGAAAAAGCAGCCCCCACUAUUUCCACUUCACGAGGGGAUGAUGACGAUGAUGACGAAGAGUGGAAUAAAUGUCAACAAAAAUUGUUUAAGAGAGAAAAAAUUCUCGAAACAAAAUCCAAGCGAUCACACAGUGUCCAUUGUCCAUAUUUUCCUGAAGAUAAACAGGAAUAUUGGUGGAUUUACAUGGUCGAUAGGAAAAAAAUUGAUUUAAUAGCAACACCGAUUUUAGUUACUAAUCUUGUUGAUGAAGAGCAGAUAGAAUUUAAGAUUACAGCUCCUCAUAAACCUGGUAUUUACAGUUAUUGGAUAAUUGUCAAAAGUGAUUCCUAUGUUGAUUGUGAUGUAUCUCAACCUGUCAAGUUGGAUGUUAAAGAAGCUAAAAUUAUUGCUGAUAAUAAUAUUUGGGAUUUAUCAGACGAAGAGGAAGUGACACGGGAGGAUGACAGUGCAGUAGAGGAUUCCGAUUUGGCUGCUUCUUCUGAUGAAGAAGAAAGUGAUGAUUAAAAUAAAAUUUAAAAUAAAUUUAAAUUGAUAAUUAUAUUGCUAAACAAUAAUAUACAAUUGGUGAUUCUUUUGCAACCGAAAAUUAUAAAGAAAUCUCUUAUUCAUCUUAA